AUGAGAAACAAGUUAAACAACCCUUUGAUAUUUAUUAUUCUAAUUCUUCUCGCCUCCUUAUUUCUUAUUCUUGGAACUCUUGCAGUCUGGAAGUACAAUCAAAAACUCACAAGGGUUGCUCCAUUGAGAAACCCAGAGAACUCUCAUCCUUCCGUAACCCAAAAACGAAGGAAUGUAUGUGAAUCUCCGGAAUGUGUAACACUAGCUCAUCAGCUGCUAAACUGGCGUGAUACAACCGUAGAUCCUUGCGAGAAUUUCUAUAAAGCGUCAUGUGGAAACUAUAUACAACAUACGUUGUCGGAUGGUACUAGGAAUGCGAAAAAGAGAAAAAUCAUCAAGAAACUUAUCAAAGAAUUCCUCGUAAAAAAUCAUACGACAACCUCGAAAUCAGAAAAUACUAUGAAGCUAUUGUAUUGGAAGUGUCAAGAUUUGAAGAAUGAAACGAUCUUAGAUCUUAAACUCAAGAGGACAAUGAAGGAAGUUCUGAAAGACAUUCGAUUCCUGGGAACUUGGCCUAUGAUAGAUGAGAAUUGGGAGGCGUCGAAAUUUGAUUUGAAUGCUAUACUCAUCAAUAUGGCCAAAUUAGGUCAGCACGAUUUUGGUCUUUUCAAACUCCAAUCAAUAAACAAGUGGGAACUGAAAAUUGUUUCAGAUUUUGAUACUGCUAAACACAUUCCUGAACACAAAAUAAUUAAUAUGAUUUCUGCAAUUCUAACUGCCAAUAACAUUACAUCAAAGGCGAAUCAAGUUCUCAAUGAUAUCAGAGAUGUUUACAGCUUUUAUGAAGAGUUGAAAUCGAAUAUUUCGGAAAGUGUGAAACUGAAAGAGAUCGCUCCAAGUAUUCAGUUUGAGAAGAUCCUGAAAAACCUGCUGCAUCCAAAGACUGGAAAUUGGAAGCAGUUCAAAAAGAAGAUUUCAAAUGCAGAUCCCGUUUUUGAGAAUUUCGGAGGGAGUCAGAUAGUGAGAUAG
Molecule: messenger RNA, 969 nt
Organism: Caenorhabditis remanei
Lineage: Eukaryota; Metazoa; Nematoda; Chromadorea; Rhabditida; Rhabditidae
Exons: 7
Coding region: 1-969 (322 amino acids)
Biological process (GO): protein processing
Cellular component (GO): plasma membrane
Molecular function (GO): metalloendopeptidase activity
Source: RefSeq, a predicted model, not a curated record